ACCCAUACUACCUGGUAUAAGGAUAUCCCCAUACGUAGGUGCGUCGAAAUAUGCAGCGAAUCUUUUAGAAGGCACAUCCAAACAGAACUUAGAAAAAAGAUUUAGUAUUUUGAAUUUGUUGGGUAGAACAAUUAUCCAUAUAUAUAUAUAUAUAUAUAUAUACAUCAAAAUUACCCUUAAAAUUCACAUUCAAAUAUCCUUUUCAUGUUUACGGAACGAUAUGGAAAUUAUCAAAACUAUUACUCUAUGAGAGGCAAUGGAUGUCUACUAGAUUCUCGUAUUGAAGCUUUACCAAAAGAUCUAUUUAAAAACACGUCUGUUUUAGACGUCGGUUGCAACAAUGGAACCAUAACAACACAGGUUGCAUCUUUAUUUAGCGUCAAGUAUGUUUUAGGGAUUGAUAUAGAUCCAACUUUAAUUAAGAAAGCAGAUAAGCAUCUCGAAUUUGUUGCUUCUAGGGUCGGCCCUUCUUAUGACCAUCGUCCGAUGGUUUCAAGACAAAACUUUUAUCCAAUAUCCAGCAUUAAGAAGUUUUCAAGGAUCCAGAUAAAGUUCCAGAAACCCCUGAAUGAAGAAGGAUUUCCUCACAACGUUCACUUUCGUGCUGUGGAUAUCCUCAGAUGGCAACCCAAUGAACGCUUUCACACAGUUCUAGCUCUCUCUGUUACAAAAUGGAUCCAUUUAAACGGACUAGAUGAAGGCUUACUGUCAUUUUUCAAAAAAAUGCAUGCUGUAUUGGAACCAGAUGGUGUACUCAUUAUUGAACCCCAGUCGUGGGAUUCGUAUCUUAAAGCAGCAAAAAAGUUUCUAUUUUUUGAGAAAUCGCUUCAUAAAAUUCAAAUACGGCCGGAAAAUUUCCCAGAAAUUUUAGAGCAGCACGGAUUCGAUCUUCAGACUGUUGUGAGUUCUGAAAACGCAAGGCCGAAAAAUAUAGAACAAAGAGGAUUCUCAAAAAGGGAUAUAUUCAUAUUUAGAAAAAAGAGUGUCUGAGCUAAUGUCUAUUGCUGAUGGUUUUCAGGAGAAAGGUUUUGGAAAAUUCCUACCAUUCAAAUUAUUAAUAAGGGACCAACUUAUAUCGCUUUUUUAUUUAUAUUCGAUCUUAAUAACCAAUCAAAAAAUGAAAUAAAAUAAAAUAAGGAAGUACUUAGAUUUGACCUUUAAUAUCAACAACCGUAUAUUUUUUCCUGACGGCAUCGAAUUUAUCGAUGCUUUCUUUCGUUAAUACACGUUCUGAAUCAUUGGGGUCAAAUACAGAUUGACAAUCAAUAAGAAAUUUUUUGCAUUCAUCCAUAUCUUCAAACGCCAGAGUAUUGGCUAUAAAAUCAACGGGAACGGA
This is a messenger RNA of Schizosaccharomyces cryophilus OY26, 1336 nucleotides long. RefSeq names its product Bin3 family protein. Gene Ontology annotation, molecular function: O-methyltransferase activity; snRNA binding; RNA methyltransferase activity. NCBI's taxonomy places the organism in Eukaryota, Fungi, Ascomycota, Schizosaccharomycetes, Schizosaccharomycetales, Schizosaccharomycetaceae. The transcript is spliced from 2 exons. The record is from RefSeq and is a predicted model, not a curated record. Gene Ontology annotation, biological process: snRNA modification. Bases 205 to 990 code for a protein of 261 amino acids.